AUGGUGAAUCUGGAACCCAUGCACCCAGAUAUCAAGAUGAGUGGGGAUGUAGCAGAUUCUACAGUUGCUCGACAUGCUCUCGGCCAGGUGGAGACAGGAAAUGAUCGAAACGGCUUAGAUUUCAACAGGCAGAUUAAAACCGAGGACCUCAGUGACUCUCUGCAGCAGACCCUCUCUCAUCGGCCAUGCCACCUGAGUCAAGGACCUGCCAUGAUGCCUGGAAACCAAAUGUCUGGGGACAUGGCUUCCCUCCACCCGCUCCAGCAGCUUGUGUUGGUUCCCGGACACCUACAGUCUGUCUCCCAGUUCCUGCUAUCUCAGACCCAGCCUGGGCAGCAAGGUCUGCAGUCAAAUCUUCUCCCCUUUCCACAGCAGCAAAGCUCUCUCCUCCUCCCGCAGACGGGGCCUGGCCUGGCGUCCCAGGCAGUUGGGCGCCCUGGGGUGCCAGGAUCCUCUUUAGAACCGCAUCUGGAAGCAUCCCAGCAUCUCCCAGUCCCCAAGCAUCUCCCCAGCUCUGGAGGAGCUGAUGAGCCCAGUGACCUGGAGGAGCUGGAAAAGUUUGCCAAGACCUUCAAGCAGAGGCGCAUUAAGCUGGGCUUCACACAGGGAGACGUGGGUCUGGCGAUGGGAAAGCUGUAUGGCAACGACUUCAGCCAGACUACCAUCUCCAGAUUUGAGGCUCUAAAUCUGAGCUUCAAGAACAUGUGCAAGCUCAAGCCGCUGCUGGAGAAGUGGCUGAAUGAUGCAGAAUCCUCUCCAUCAGACCCCUCCGUGAGCACCCCCAGCUCUUACCCCACCCUCAGUGAAGUGUUCGGGAGGAAGAGGAAGAAGCGGACCAGCAUCGAGACCAGCAUCCGUCUGACUCUGGAGAAGAGAUUUCAAGAUAACCCCAAACCCAGCUCAGAGGAGAUCUCCAUGAUUGCAGAGCAGUUAUCCAUGGAGAAGGAGGUGGUGAGGGUCUGGUUCUGCAACCGACGCCAAAAGGAGAAGCGAAUCAACUGCCCUGUGGCCACACCCAUCAAAUCACCCAUGUACAGUUCCCGGCUGGUGUCUCCCUCUGGGUCUCUGGGGCCCCUCUCUGUCCCUCCUGUACACAGCACCAUGACUGGAACAGUAACGUCAUCCUGCUCCUCUGGGAACAACAGCAGGCCUUCGUCUCCUGGCCCAGGACUCCACGCCAGCAGCCCUACUGCAUCUCAAAAUAACUCCAAAGCGGCUGUGAACUCCUCCACCAGUUUUAACUCUUCAGGAUCUUGGUACCGAUGGAAUCAUCCCACCUACCUCCACUGA
This is a messenger RNA of Eubalaena glacialis (North Atlantic right whale), 1290 nucleotides long. RefSeq names its product POU class 2 homeobox 3 (gene POU2F3). Gene Ontology annotation, cellular component: nucleus. Lineage: Eukaryota; Metazoa; Chordata; Mammalia; Artiodactyla; Balaenidae. Gene Ontology annotation, molecular function: DNA-binding transcription factor activity, RNA polymerase II-specific; RNA polymerase II cis-regulatory region sequence-specific DNA binding. Gene Ontology annotation, biological process: regulation of transcription by RNA polymerase II. The transcript is spliced from 13 exons. The record is from RefSeq and is a predicted model, not a curated record. The coding region runs from base 1 to 1290 and encodes 429 amino acids.